Molecule: messenger RNA, 2279 nt
Organism: Brachypodium distachyon (stiff brome)
Lineage: Eukaryota; Viridiplantae; Streptophyta; Magnoliopsida; Poales; Poaceae
Product: glyceraldehyde-3-phosphate dehydrogenase 1, cytosolic
Exons: 11
Coding region: 771-2006 (411 amino acids)
Molecular function (GO): oxidoreductase activity, acting on the aldehyde or oxo group of donors, NAD or NADP as acceptor; NAD binding
Source: RefSeq, a predicted model, not a curated record
GAACGGAAGAAGGGCGGUGAAGCAUUUGGUCGAACACGUAGCAUGCCCAUUGGCGACGAUAAGGACGACAGCAUAAAAGACGAAAAUCCUCCUCAAACUCAAACACACCACAGCAUCCCGCCCCCGGAAACCAGCCGUAACCGACUUUCUUCUUCUACAAGCCUCCCCUCCCUCCAAUUUCCCUCAUGGUCAUGGACUCCGCCGCGCCGGAGUCCUCCUCUUCCUCCUCCUCCGCUGCCACCGGCAUGGGGUCCGUCACCGCCGUGAACCCGCUCGACGCCACCCCCGCACCGGAGACCACCGCGUCCGCGCCCCCCAUCGGCCUCUCCUCCUCUUCCGCGCUCGAGUCUACGACAGACGGGUCACUGCUCGCCGGUUUCACCUCCUCCGCGCUCGAGUCUACCGCCUACGUGCCGCUGCCCGGCGCCCCCUCCUCGUCCGCGCUCGAGGCUCCUUCGCGGCGCUGUCCCUCGGCUCCUCUUCCUCCGUGCCGGCUACGGACUCGGUCUCUUCAUCCGCGCUCGUCCCAUCCUCGGGGACGGCUCCGAUCUCUUCCGCUGCGCCGGUGACGGCUCCGACUCCCUCGUCCACGCCCGACUCAUCCUCGACUACGCCUCUGACCUCUGCCUCCGCGUCGGCGACGGCUCCGAGCUCCUCCUCAACGGGGCGCCCGCAACGGGAACCCUUCGGUGCGCCCGCAACGGGCGACCCCGGCAACAUGCCGAACGCCCUCUUACUCCCGGAAAUACCGCCUGGCUCAGCGUUUGGUGAUGUUCUGGACCCCUAUGCCAGAAGUCCCGUGGGCCGUGAACUGCCCUUUUGCGCCUUCGCUGCAGGCUAAGCUCCCUGAUACAUCAAUGACAAUGAGCACAAAUCCGUCGCACAUCAUGGUGGUUCGGCACGCCAAAAAGUAUCAGGACAGUGAAAUUGGACCAAGCCGGCAGGCCAGUGAUGAGGAUGUUGCACUUGGGACAGGGCUCAACGAGGUCACCCAGCACACGGUGCAAACUCUUUUUGAGGACGAGUUGGAGUACAAGAAACAGUAUCCAAGGUUGGACUUGGGGAACAAAGCCGCACUUUGCUUCAGUGAAGUCAAGAUAUCAAAUUGUGGCGGACAUGUUCUCGGACCCAAACCUGGCAAAGAAACCAUACUGAGGGUUGGGAUCAAUGGUUUUGGGCGGAUCGGUAGACUUGUGGCGAGGCUUGUUUUGCAGAACAAGAAUAUGGAACUCAUUGCCGUUAAUGACCCUUUGGUCAGCGCCAGUGACAUGACCAAAGCUCUAGAGGACACGUCUCCUGGUGUAUUCCCCGUCAUCAAAGUUCUUGCUAUUGAUGAUCCUGGGAAAAUACCCUGGGCCAACUCUGGUGUGGACUACGUUGUGGAGAGUACUGGACACUUCACUGACACGGUUACUGCCAGUGCUCACUUGAAGGGCGGCGCCAAGAAGGUUGUCAUCUGUGCUCUGAGCAAAGAGGCCCCCUCAUUUGUUUUUGGUGUCAAUGAAGAUAAUUACAGACCACAUAUUGACAUCAUAUCAAUUGCUGAUUGCGCGACAAUUUGUCUUGCUCUGCUCGCCAAGAUCCUCCACACUAGAUUUGGCAUUAAACGUUGCCAGGCACUAGGUUUCAUCAUUCCUGAUUUAGUCAGCAAUUUCGAUGUGACGGUGCGCCUUGUUCCUCACGCAAAACUGUCUUGUGCGGAAAUGACCGUUGAACUUGACAGAUGUGAUGACUAUGUGAUGAUCAAGGAUUCUGUCAGGGAGGAGUGCGCAACCAAACUUGAAAAUGUACUAGCUAAUCUGCAGGGAGUAGUGGGGCUCAAGGUCACGGAUUACUUAGGAGAUCACAGGUCGUGCUUCUUUGAUGCCGAUGCUGGAGUCACACUGGGCGACAGUUCAUUCAAGCUCUUUGCAUGGUUCAACCACGAGCGCAGUUAUAGCCAGCGUUGCACCGACAUGAUCCUACAUAUGGCCAAAGUAGCCAGUGCUGAGGAGCUUCUAGAAUAGAAAAGGAAGACUUUACAAAGCUACUCCUGUGCUCGUUACUCUGCUACUCAGAGUAUACUUGAGUUACCUUGUAUCCUAGCUAGCUUGUCAAGCCAUGCCAUGGGUUACCUCCUGUAUGAAGAACACUUGCGAAGAUUGCCAGUGUUGAGUAUAGUCAGCCAUGAUGCCAUGGGUUGGCUUGUCUCUUUUUACGAAUACAGAUACAAAUGUUAGAAUCGUUAAGUACAAUCAAUCCUGGUAUCCUGCUCUGUCAGGACAUGCAGUUGCAAAAAA